Molecule: messenger RNA, 5160 nt
Organism: Scatophagus argus
Lineage: Eukaryota; Metazoa; Chordata; Actinopteri; Scatophagidae
Gene: vps39
Product: VPS39 subunit of HOPS complex
Exons: 24
Coding region: 554-3184 (876 amino acids)
Biological process (GO): autophagy; intracellular protein transport; endosomal vesicle fusion
Cellular component (GO): cytoplasm; membrane
Molecular function (GO): protein binding
Source: RefSeq, a predicted model, not a curated record
CUGACUUCAGUCACGUGCCUGUCAAACCCCCAUUCCCUCGCGCAGCCGCCGUCAUCACAACUGAGGAAGUAGUAAGAAGCUAACCUGGCUAAGGAAGACUAACCGCUGCGGCUAAUACAGUGUUAAUUAGCUGAACUGAGUUACGUCAGUUUUUUUGUUUUUGCCGACAAAUUAACUGACUCCAGUUGUUUGAAUUUCGGUUGGCAUGGAGUGAAGGGGAGCGAUGUUUUGGAGUUGUAGCUGUUGCUUGCUAACUUCCAAGCUAGCAGGCUAACGAUCAGCUGUUGUUUUGGUCGGAGAGUUAGCAGGCUAACGAGCCAAAUUGCAUAGUUUAACGGAAGUCAGCAAUACCAGGAGAACCAGACCAGGUUUUCUCGUUGCCUUCCCAAACGCCGACGUGCUCAGUCGGUUAAUGGCGACUCACAAAGGCGUACAACCCUGACAGAUUUAUCAGCGGUCAGGCAGUGAUCUGUUGACUGACAGGCGUCAAAUCGGUUUGGGAUUUAUCCAUUAGAGCAGUCUGUAAUAACUGAAUCAACAAUAUUGCUUAAAGAUGCAUGACGCGUAUGAACCAGUGCCUAUUUUGGAAAAGCUUCCUCUUCAGAUCGACUGCCUUGCGGCCUGGGAGGACUGGCUGCUUGUGGGAACAAAGCCAGGGCAUCUUCUGCUCUACAGAAUAAAGAAGGAUGCGGGCUCCAACCGGUUUGAGGUGACACUGGAAAAAUCCAAUAAGAACUUCUCAAAGAAGAUUCAGCAGCUUUACGUCGUCUCUCAAUACAAAAUUCUUGUUAGUCUUCUGGAGAACAACAUCCACGUCCAUGACCUCCUGACCUUCCAGCAGAUCACCGUGCUGCCCAAAGCCAGAGGAGCUACACUCUUUGCCUGUGACCUGCAGCAAACCAGCUCAGGAGAGGAAAGGUUGAGAAUGUGUGUCGCAGUGAAAAAGAAACUCCAGCUUUAUUACUGGAAGGACAGAGAGUUCCACGAACUGCAGGGGGACUUGGGUGCUCCAGAUAUUCCAAAGUCCAUUGCCUGGUGUGAGAACUCCAUAUGUGUUGGUUUCAAACGAGACUAUUACCUCUUUCGGAUUGAUGGCCGUGGCUCCAUCAAGGAGCUCUUCCCCACUGGGAAACAGUUGGAGCCCCUGGUCGCCCCGCUGGCUGAUGGGAAGGUGGCCGUUGGUCAGGAUGACCUAACUGUAGUGCUAAAUGAAGAGGGCGUUUGCACCCAGAAGUGUGCCCUGAACUGGACAGACAUCCCGAUAGCAAUGGAGCACCAGCCUCCGUACAUCAUCGCCGUCCUCCCUCGGUACGUGGAGAUCCGGACCUUUGAGCCGAGGCUGCUGGUGCAGAGCGUGGAGCUGCAGAGACCUCGUUUCAUCACCUCCGCAGGGCCAAAUAUCGUAUAUGUUGCCAGCAACCACUUUGUGUGGCGCCUGGUGCCAGUGUCAAUAUCCAGCCAGAUCCGGCAGCUUCUUCAGGACAAGCAGUUUGAGUUGGCUCUUCAGCUGGCGAAGAUGAAGGAUGAUUCAGAUGGUGAUAAGAAGCAGCAGAUACAUCACAUCCAGAAUCUCUAUGCCUUCAAUCUGUUUUGCCAGAAGAGAUUUGAUGACUCAAUGCAGGUGUUUGCCAAGCUCGGCACAGAUCCCACCCAUGUGAUCGGCCUGUACCCAGACCUGCUGCCCUCAGACUACCGCAAACAGCUGCACUAUCCCAACCCUCUGCCUACUCUGUCCGUGGCAGAGCUGGAGAAGGCUCAUCUCGCUCUCAUUGAUUACCUCACCCAGAAACGCAGCCACCUUGUGAAGCAGCUGAAUGACUCCGACCCUUCGACAACAUCUCCGCUCAUGGAGGGCACGCCCACUAUUAAAAGCCGCAAGAAACUCCUGCAGAUCAUUGACACCACGCUGCUGAAAUGUUACCUGCAUACCAACGUGGCCCUCGUGUCGCCGCUGCUUCGUCUGGAAAACAACCACUGCCACAUCGAGGAGAGCGAGUACGUCCUGAAGAAGGCGCACAAGUACAGCGAGCUCAUCAUUCUGUACGAGAAGAAGGGUCUGCACCAGAAAGCUCUGCAGGUGCUGCUGGACCAGUCCACCAAGGCCAACUCUCCGCUGAAGGGCCACGAGCGAACGGUGCAGUACCUCCAAAGACUGGGGGCGGAGAAUUUGGGAAUCAUCUUCGAGUUUUCUCCCUGGGUGCUGAAGACCAACCCGGAGGACGGCCUGAAGAUCUUUACAGAGGACCUGACGGAGGUGGAGACUUUGCCCAGGCGCCAGGUGCUGAACUUCCUGAAGGAGGGCUUCAAGGAGCUCGCCAUCCCGUAUCUGGAGCACAUCAUUUACGUGUGGGACGAUGAGGGCCCAGAGUUUCACAACGUGCUGAUCCAGCUCUACCUGGAGACGGUUCAAGAACUCAUGAAACAGUACCUCAGCUCCCUGCCAGAAGGAGUCCCAGCUGUUGCUGCGGGGAAGGAGGAAGGCAAACUGGGAGAGUUCAGGAACAAGCUGCUGUCGUUCCUGGAUAUUUCAACCAGCUAUGAACCGGCCAAGCUCAUCAGUGACUUUCCCUUUGAUGGCCUGCUGGAGGAGCGAGCUCUGCUGCUGGGCCGGAUGGGUAAACAUGAACAGGCGCUCUUCAUCUACGUGCACAUCCUGAAAGACACCCGCAUGGCUGAAGAAUACUGUCACCGGCAUUACAACAGUUCAGUCGAAGGGAAUAAAGAUGUUUAUCUGUCUUUGCUGCAAAUGUACCUGUCACCUCCUGACGUCCACUCUCUGGGGCCCAUUAAGAUGGAGCUGUCGGAGCCUCAGGCCAACCUCCAGGCGGCCCUGCACGUCCUGGAGCUGCACCACAGCAAACUCAACACCACCAAGGCCAUCAAUCUGCUCCCAGCUAACACUCAGAUCCGAGAGAUCCGGGUCUUCCUGGAGAGCGUCCUGGAGGAGAAGGCCCAGAGGAAACGCUGCAACCAGGUGCUGAAGAGUCUGCUGCAGGCUGAGUUCCUCAGGGUGCAGGAGGAGCGAAUCUUCCACCAGCAGGUUAAAUGUGUCAUCACAGAGGAGAAGACCUGCAGAGUCUGCAAGAAGAAAAUCGGAAACAGUGCGUUUGCCAGGUAUCCCAACAGCGUGGUGGUGCAUUACUUCUGCUGCAAAGACCGCAACGUGUGUCCCACUGAGCAGUAACCGCUUCACCUGAUAGUGACUGUUGACUCGUAAAUAACCACACACACACACACACACACACACACACACACACACACACACACACCUUCCCUCUCUGUGGACUUUAAUGCUCGGACACCUUUGAACUGGAAGUGCUGCAGUUGUCUGCCAGGCUGUGGCAUCAGACGCUUGUAUUCAAAGCACCUUACAGAACUCAGAGUGCAGACAUUUUGUUUUUAACCUGAGCUGACCUUGGACGCGGUUGUUAUCGUGCUCUAACAGCUGAGCAGAACGGGACCUCCUCAUGCAAAGCAAAAGGCAGCAGCUUUCUUUGUGUCCAUGCACGAAGUCACUGGAGGGACGUCCGGGGUCGCUCGACACGAGGGGGGAAAAUUAAAGAGGACGAGGGACUCUGACAUUUGAAAAGCAUGUGUCACUGUAACGCUGGGAGGGAUUCGCCGCCCCUGCGCGUCGUUUCGCAAAGAAAAUGGGCGCCACCGACAGACGCCCAGAGGAAGAGGAGCUGCAACGACAGGAGUUAGUGCUCGUUUUCACCAAGAGAUGAUUACAAGCUUUGCUCAGCGGUUUUAUUGUUGUUUUUCCUUUCUCUUCCUGCCUCUCGCUGUCUCCCACCCCUCCUGAAACACUGUGUAGGCCUCACUGCUUAAUAUGCCAUAUACACUCUGCAGGAGUACUGUUAAAUGCCUUUUAGGACUCUGAAGAUUGUAUUUAAAGUGAGGUCACAUGUCUCAUCUUUUUUGUUAGCAUGUGCUGGUGCUGACUAAGUGAAGCAGUAUUCGUCCUACAGCGUGUUUUUGUGUUUGAUUGAGGCGGCUUCCUGUGCUCACGUCAUUGGUGGUGACGUCCUUUUCACCGUCUUCACAGUGUGUGAACGACUGCUACCGCACACCUUGGUAUUUAUUUUUGUUUUUGUUGUUUCCCCCCCCGACAUUAAACAUUUUAUGAAGUAGAACUGUGAGGCUAAGUAACUUUUGAAAAGACAGAAUAUUAACACAAAAUGUUCCUUUUACAUUUUCCACAGAAAAUUAAUCUGCAGCUUUUUUGAUAAUCGGUUUAAUUGUUUUUAAGUUGUUUUUCAAGCAAAAGUGCAAAAAUUCACUGUUUCCAGCUGCUCAGCUUUGAGGAUUUGCUGUUUUUUUAAUGGGCUCGCACACAAGCAAAUUAUGAAAAUAUCACUGUGGGUCCAGUAAAAUGAUAAAUGUUUGUUUUGUUUACUUUUUUCACUUCCAGACUAAACUGAAGCAGCAAAACCCCUCAGGGGUUGUGUGUGUUGAACUGAGCAAGAGUGUGUUUUAUUGCUCAGCUUUUUAUAUGUAAAAGGCACAUUUUGUUAUUUAUUCUUUCAAAAGUUACGUAUUCUCACGGUAUCGCAAAGUUACAGCACUUUAGAUGUUACUUUGGUUGUUAAUUUAUUGUCAAACCACACAUCGGUAUGAUGAGAACAUGGAUGGGAGUUACUCAGAAGGUUUGAUUGAUUUGUGCAUUUUGAUAGCAAUAUUGUCAGAGAAUGUGUCUGUUUACCGUCUGCAUGGGAGCUAAUUCAACAAGCAGCACUCCUCGGCUUAUUAAAAAUGAAAUAAAGCAAUGAAUGUAUAUCUUGAGACUGAUUUGCGCUCCACAGUGUCAUUGCUCUGUGACACUCUUUAUUUUACAUGACUCAGACUUGUCUUUUAACCAAUAAGUCUGAGCAGCCGGGAGAAUUUUUGCGACAUUUUUAAGUUAACUUCCUUCCAAGUUGUAGCAUAACCUGCAUCUCCUGCUCUUCUACUCUGAAAGGUUUGCACACGUCUUCUGCCAAGACUGUUUCUGAAUAUUUGUUUUUAGUGUGAACAUUUGUACCACUGUGUGUAUACUGUACAAAGCCUGAGAAUAUUAAUGACAAACUUCUCGUUGAAGUAAUUUGAAUCUGAGGGGGAUACGUCUGUCUGUCUGUCUGUCAGGCUUUGAUUGGUAAUAAACAAGCAUUUCCAGUCUUA